UGCUGGCCAAUCUAGAAACCUCCAACUCCCGCUGAAGCUCACGUCCUCAGCCUCCAGCAUGAAGGUCUCCGCUGCCCUUCUGUGUCUGCUGCUCACAGCAGCCACCCUCAGCAUCCAGGUGCUGGCUCAGCCAGAUUCAGUGUCCAUCCCAAUCACCUGCUGCUUCACUGUGGUCAAUCAGAAGGUUCACAUCCAGAAGCUGAAGAGCUACACAAGAGUCACCAACACCCGGUGUCCUCAGGAAGCUGUGAUCUUCGUGACCAAACUGGACAGGCAGAUCUGUGCUGACCCCAGGCAGAAAUGGGUCCAGAGUUCCAUGAAGCACCUGGACCAAAAAUCCAAAACCCGGAAGCCUUGAACAUAUGCUGAGAGACAGUCAGAGCCUGAAGAAAACCUUAUUUAUUUUCCCUCAACCUUCCCCAGAUGCAGAGUAUUAUUUUCUUAUAAUGUACAAAAAGAAGCACUUUGGUUUAAUAAUUUAAAGCUUAAUAUUUCUUACGUGAUAUCUAAUUAUAUUUAAGUUAUUGAUGUUUUGACUUUACCUGCCAUAAAACCUAAUGAAUGUGAAAUGCAAAACCUGGUGUUGUGUUUCCUUUCCUGUGAGCUGAGUUCACGGCAACAUGUCACUGUUCUCCCUUCUACCUGCCUGUAGUAUUGUGGUCCUUUCAUGGAUCAUCAGAGUAAAACACUUCCGUAUUUACAGGAAAUCAGUGUUUUUGUAAAUAUAUGCUAUGUAGUG
This is a messenger RNA of Rhinolophus ferrumequinum (greater horseshoe bat), 739 nucleotides long. RefSeq names its product C-C motif chemokine 8. Gene Ontology annotation, biological process: neutrophil chemotaxis; immune response; positive regulation of ERK1 and ERK2 cascade. The transcript is spliced from 3 exons. Lineage: Eukaryota; Metazoa; Chordata; Mammalia; Chiroptera; Rhinolophidae. Gene Ontology annotation, cellular component: extracellular region. Gene Ontology annotation, molecular function: CCR chemokine receptor binding; chemokine activity. The coding region runs from base 59 to 358 and encodes 99 amino acids. The record is from RefSeq and is a predicted model, not a curated record.